GAGCCAGGGUGCUAUCCGUAUGGAAAUUAGACUGUUUUGAGGAACAUAUAUGCGCUAUUUAGAAAAUACUAAAGUUAAGUUGAAGUGCCUUUUUUGUUUAACUCGGCAAAAGACAGCAGCAGCCACCACCAAGUGAGGAAAGUCUUGUGCGCGGGUGGGGCAUAGCUGAGGCGGAAGCACAGACCUCUGGGACACACCUCUUUUGGCUGUCACAAUCGCUGCUCGACAGGAAGGAGAAAGUGUUACUGGAAGGCGAAUUUUGCUAAAACAAUCCCAGUCCGUCACAGGGUUCCGGAAGGAGCAGGGAAGCGGUACGGACAUUUGGACAGUCAAUCUUUUCUACAGUGAAAAGGUGGAAGCUCGAUCGGAGACACCAGGCCCGGUUUAUUUUGGCGGGAAGCCAGAUCGGAGCGAGAGGAGCCGGCGAAGCUGAUCGACUACCCGGAGUCGCGACUUCAGGAACCCAUCAUUCCUUGUGCUUACAUCUUAAUCUGCCUUUGUACCAGUGCUAGAAGUCAGGGGAGUGAUUUGUUACUAUGUCUAAUCCCCUUAAGCAAGUCUUCAACAAGGACAGAACCUUCCGCCCCAAACGAAAGUUUGAACCAGGUACUCAACGUUUUGAACUGCAUAAGAAGGCUCAGGCAUCCCUAAAUGCUGGACUUGAUCUGAAGUUGGCUGUUCAGCUCCCACACGGGGAGGACCUAAAUGACUGGGUAGCCGUGAACGCUGUGGAUUUCUUUAACCGCAUCAACUUAAUAUAUGGUACCAUCAGUGACAGCUGCACUGAGCAGUCUUGCCCUGUUAUGUCUGGUGGUCCAAAAUAUGAAUACCGUUGGCAAGAUGAUAACCGCUAUCGAAAGCCCACUGCUCUUUCUGCUCCAAAGUACAUGAAUUUACUUAUGGACUGGAUAGAAGUUCAGAUAAACAACGAGGGAAUAUUUCCUACAAAUGUUGGUACUCCAUUUCCAAAGAAUUUUUUUCAGGUCGUGAAAAAAAUCCUUUCCAGGCUUUUUCGGGUAUUUGUACAUGUGUAUAUACAUCACUUUGAGAGGAUCAUCCAUGUGGGAGCAGAAGCUCAUGUCAACACUUGCUACAAACACUUUUAUUACUUUGUAACCGAAUUUAAUUUGAUAGACAACAAGGAACUUGAACCACUGAAGGAAAUGACUUUACGGAUGUGCCACUGACAAAGGACUUAUUCUUGGUUUUAUGUUUCCAUAUCCUGCUGAUGCCUGUGGAGCCUGUCACAUUACUGAUGUAUAUGUACUUCUCUGCCAGCAGAGAGGUCACCCAGGAGUAUGGACUCGUUCCCUUUUGAUAAUACAUAGAUUUCUGAAUGUGAUUUAUUUUUUAAAUCUAUUUUUUAAAUAGCUGGCAUUUCAUACAAUCUGUCAUAUUUCAGGACAACUCUUUUCUAUUGGCUAUAUGUCAAUUUCUAUGCAUAGAUCUAUGUUUGUAGCAUUUCAUGCUAAGUUGUGUUGUACAGGGGGUAUCACAGUGAGGUUCCUAACACAUUCCUGAUCCUUUACUUUUAUUCCACUGUGUUGUGUGUCACAACAUUGUCACUGAUUUAGAUAUCAAGAAAGCAUCUGGUCCUUUGAAGACCAAACAUUUCUCUUGCGCUGCAAGUUUAUUGUCUCUAGGAACCAGGCAUAUGAAAUAUAUGCAUAUGCUGCUAUUUGUUCAUUAUUCGUGCCUUAUAUAUUUCCAAGGAGAGAAUACUUUUGUAUAUAAUGCACUGAAUACACAUGCAAAAUGUUUGAUUUCAUUUUGCACCAUAUCUGCAUAACAGGCUAAACUGAUCGAUAACAGCAUUGCCUUACACAAUAUUAGUGGACUGUUCCCAGCUGUAGUUUAGAGUAAA
This is a messenger RNA of Xenopus laevis (African clawed frog), 1864 nucleotides long. It is a transcript of the gene mob3a.S, whose product is annotated as MOB kinase activator 3A S homeolog. The record is from RefSeq and is a predicted model, not a curated record. NCBI's taxonomy places the organism in Eukaryota, Metazoa, Chordata, Amphibia, Anura, Pipidae. The transcript has 4 exons. Bases 537 to 1187 code for a protein of 216 amino acids.